Molecule: messenger RNA, 5818 nt
Organism: Maylandia zebra (zebra mbuna)
Lineage: Eukaryota; Metazoa; Chordata; Actinopteri; Cichliformes; Cichlidae
Product: regulating synaptic membrane exocytosis protein 2
Biological process (GO): intracellular protein transport; regulation of synaptic vesicle exocytosis; calcium ion-regulated exocytosis of neurotransmitter
Cellular component (GO): cytoskeleton of presynaptic active zone; presynaptic membrane
Molecular function (GO): small GTPase binding; transmembrane transporter binding
Source: RefSeq, a predicted model, not a curated record
GUCGUGCCCCCCUCCCUCCCCGUCAUGUGAAGAUUUAUUUAUUUUCUCCUCCUCGCCCCUGCGCCUGUUAUCGCCGAGAAGCACCGUACAACCACAGCGGGACACCGCGACCACAGAAGGCCAAGUAUUAGGGCCGCAGGGCCGGGAGGAGCGGGACGGAACCGCCGCUGACCCCGGAGGCGACAUGACUGCGGAGUAGCGAGCAAAAGGACGCCGCUGCGCCUGCUGGUGAGCCGGAGGAGGAGGAGGAUGGUGGUGAAUGGUGGAUGGUCUGAUGGAGGUGCAGCUGCAGGUGGAGCGGCUCCUCGAGCCUUCGCCGCGGCAGCAGAGCCGCUGAACGCACCUGGAGCUGGACAAAAUAAUGUGAACACUCUGCAACUCCCUGGCCUUCGUCGUUAACAUCAUCAUUUAUGAUUAUGAUGACGGGAUCCAGUCACGUGGCUCUGGCCUGACCGACGCUACCUUCUCUUCCAGCGGCCCACAGACACAAUGUCCGGGCCGGCUGGACCGGCACUGGCUGCGGAGCCUGGGCUUGGGCCGGAGCUGCCGGACCUGAGCCACCUGACGGAGGAGGAGCGCAGCAUCAUCCUGUCGGUGAUGGAGAGGCAGAAGGAGGAGGAGACGAAGGAAAAGAGCAUGCUCAAGGAGCAGGAGGAAGUGAAACCUCCCUCGUCCUCGUGGAAUCCAUUCUCAGGGUUCAGUCAGUUGGUCAGUAACGUUGCCACCAACGUGUCCGAAGUUCUGCAGGUUAAAAGUCCAACAGACAACGAGCUGCAGAUGAAGUUACAUCAGCAGUUUGAGAUGUAUAAAGACCACAUGAAGAAGCUGGGUGAGGAGUCUCCAGAGGCUCAGACAGCGCGGGCAGAGUCUCCAACCUGCGGGAUCUGUCGCAAGACCAAGUUUGCCGAUGGCUGUGGCCGAGCAUGCUGCUACUGCCAGAGUCGUUUCUGCGGCCGCUGUGGGGGGCGUGUCUCCUUGAGAGCCAAUAAGGUGAUGUGGGUGUGCAAUGUGUGCAGGAAGCAGCAGGAGUUUCUCACUCGGUCAGGGGACUUUUCCCCUGAAAUGCUAUCCAUCAAUUACAGCUUACACAGGGCUCCCCACCCACCUACACAUGGGCCACUGGGUGCCACGGGGCCCUUGAGUAAUGGUGCAGCAGAAUGGAGGCAGAGCCCCUCGGGAUUGUACUAUAAUGGCAGGAGGAGCAGGAUGCCUAGCUCACCAUCGGACCUUGCUGUGAACAACCGUUCUCGAUCGCCACACUGCUGUCAUGGUUACGGAGAGGAAGAGCUACAGGCACACAGGCAACCAAUAAGAGAUGGGCGAGGUCGCUGGUACUCACAGGAUCACCCUCUAGACCAACGUCAGGAUGAGCUUGAGCUGCGGCGACAACAGGAAGUGGAGUUUCAGGCACGGUACCGUAGUGACCCAAACCUUGCCCGAUACCCAGUGAAGACACAACCAAGUGAAGAAACCAUGAGGAUGUUAGCUCAGGUAGGCAGGGUCCGCCACCAGCGCCGCCACAGUGAUGUUUCCCUGGCAACCCCAGAGCCUGACCACCUGACCAUGAGGCAUUCAGCUCUUCGUCAGAAUCUGCCUCUGGGAUUGGUCAAAUCUGGAGGUCAGAGGUCAUACUCUGUGGACCGUGCAACCACUCACAUAAGCCCAACAUAUUCCCGUCACAGCCCAUUAUCACAACAACUACUGGACCCAAGCUCAACCCUGAAGAGGAAGCCAGCCACUGAGAAUGUAGCACAGAGGAGUCGGCAUGUAGGGAAGAUGCAUGUGAUUGGCAGCUUUAGCAGCUCAGAGGAGGAUCUUGUUACCACACCUGAGUACACUAGCGCUGAUGAGCCUGACAGAGACAUGGACAGUAGUCAGUGGUGGGAUCAUGGUUCCUGGCAUGGCGAGCCUGCUCCCAUGUCUAUGCAGCCAGUCACAUGGCAACCCUCCAAGGAUGGAGAGCGUCUGAUUGGUCGAAUUCUACUGAACAAGAGGAUGAAGGACGGAAUUGUUCCUGCAGAUACAGGAGCAUUGCUGGGACUCAAGGUUGUCGGUGGAAAGAUGACAGAGUCUGGUCGUCUCUGUGCUUUUAUCACUAAGGUGAAGAAAGGUAGUCUGGCUGACACUGUGGGUCACCUGAGACCAGGAGAUCAGGUUCUGGAGUGGAACGGUCGGGUUCUUCAAGGAGCCACAUUUAAUGAGGUCUACAACAUCAUCCUGGACUCCAAACAAGAACCACAGGUGGAGCUGGUGGUGUGUCGACCAAUAGGAGAUGUUUCCAGAUCAGUAGAGAGUGCCCAUGUCCAGCUGAACUCCAGUUCCAGUUCCUUUGACUCUCAGAAAGUUGGCCCAUCCAUCUCUGUCACAUCUCCAAUGAGCCCCAGUGUUCUGUCUGGACAGGUCUCGACUGUGGACAGGCAACCUCUGGUUCCCCGGAUUCAGGUGAAGCUAUGGUAUGAUAAAGUCGGCCACCAACUGAUUGUCACCGUUCUUGGAGCCAAAGAACUUCCUGCUCGGGAUGACGGCCGACCCCGGAACCCAUACGUCAAGAUCUAUUUCCUGCCAGAUAGAAGUGAUAAGAGUAAGCGGAGGACAAAGACAGUGAAGAAGUCAUUGGAACCUCGGUGGAACCAAACCUUCAUGUACUCUCCGGUCCAUCGACGUGAGUUCAGAGAGCGAAUGCUUGAGCUGACAGUCUGGGACCAGGCUCGAGUCCGAGAGGAGGAGAGCCAGUUCUUGGGAGAGAUCCUGAUAGAGAUGGAGUCUGCUCUGCUCGACGAUCAGCCUCACUGGUACAAACUGCAGCUUCAUGACGUUUCCUCACUGCCACUGCCCAAAGCCUCCCCCUACCUGCAGAGGAGGGGACUGCAAGCUGAGCACACACACAGCAGCAGGAGGCUGCAGAACAAAGGUCAUUACUAUAACUCAGGGUCUCAGAGGAUCAGUGACAGCGAGUUUUCAGAUUAUGACUGUGAAGACGGCAUUGGGGUGAUAUCAGACUACAGACAGAAUGGGCGCGAAUUCCAUAGCUCCACCCUCUCAGUGCCAGAGCAAGUGAUUUCUCCCAAUCACUGCUCCCGUUCCGACAUGGUCAGAAUGAGGUCACGGUCACCGAGCCAGCCGCCUCCUCACAGCAAUAACCCUCUUUACCCGUUAUAUCGGGAGGACGCGGUGCGGCUGCUGCGGGGCUCCAAACUGAGCCGAGCAUUCUCUGAUGCCAGCCAAUACAGCACCCCGAACAGGCCAUUGAGGAGGAUGUCGCUUGCCAACUCACUUGAUUCCCAUGACAGAUAUUUUAAUGGCCCUAACCAGAGCUGGACAAACCACAUCAUCAAUGGGAGCUGUGAUGACUACAGUCAGGACUUCAUCCCUGAUUUUCCCUAUGAGCCUGACACCUACGAUGAGGAACUACUGAGGGCUAAUGCUGGAGGCGGUUCCACCUUGACAAGCCCAACGGGGACGCCUAUUUGUGGUCGCCGAGGACGCCAGCUACCUGCUGUCCCCCCCAAAGGAGCUCUCGACAGAACUUUGACCAUGACUGCAGCUCCAGCAACAGCAACUAAAAUCCCUCCACAUCAUCACCCCCCUGCCCCUGUCCAUAAACAACACUUUCCCUCUGUCAGUCAACAACCUCCUCUUAUAAGGGUCCAAGCCCCGCCUCCCCCACUCACCCAACCCCAGCCACUUCCUGCACCUGUGCUCCCACCUGUAGUUACAGCAGCACCACCACUAUUUUUACCCACACCGGUACCUGUUCCUGUACCCACAACUGUAUCCACAGCUGUAUCCACAACUUUAUCCACAGCUUUACCCACAACUUUAUCCACAGCUUUACCCACAACUGUACCCACAACUGCACAAACAACUCCACUGGUAGCUCCACCUCCCCCUGCUCCACCCCCUGCACCUGCUCCAGUUCAGCCUCCACCUCCUGAACCCACCCUACCCCCUCCAACUCCAACGCCUUCCCCUUCACCCGCCCCAUCACCAGUCCCACCCCCACAGACUCCAGAGCCGGAUAGGCGCUCAGCAACACCAGGAGGAACCAGAAAAGAGGUCACAUGGGAGGACCAACAGAAGAAAACAGCCAAUGGGGAGAUGUUACCAACCGGCAGAGAAGGUGUACUGAAGGACCCUUCAAAGAUGAAGGACAAUCUCUCCUUUAAGUCAUCAGACAGUGAUGUCAGUGAUGUCUCAGCUAUGUCCAACGCCUCUGACACUCAAUCUGUCCACAAGAUCGGUCUGAUUGAAUGUCUGGAGGGCCAGUCAGCAGAGCUGGGGGUGGGCUCGCAGGGAACAGAGGAAAUAGUGGGGGCAUCAGAAGGCGGGGAUACACUGCAGAAGAGCAACUCAGUGGAAGAAGGGGAGGAGGAGCCUGAGCCUUCAAAGGUGUCUGCAGCUGCCACUCCUCUCACCAAGUCGUCAAGUGUCGGUGGUGAGAUUUGCUCAUUGGGGAGAAACGAUGAUGACGAUGAUGACAAGAAGCGACGCUCAAGCUUCGGUGCAAGGAUGAUGGGGAUGGUUGGACUUGGAAAGAAGAGUCAGAGUGCCUCCCAGCUCAACCCAGAGGAGGAAGAGAAGAAGAAGAAGGUGGUGAGACUUCCCGUUCAGAGAAGUGUUGAAACCGGUUUGGCCAUCGAGUUUAAAGCUCGUUUCACCAGACAGCCGAGUCGAGACCCAGAUGCCGAGGACCCAAAACCUGGAGCGCUUAUAUUUCCAGGAGUAAAACUUGCAUCAGACAAACAGUUCACUGGUUUCCUUGAAGGAUUAGGCCCCGCCCAGCUGGCUGGACGGCAGACAUUGGCCACGCCCCCCAUGGGUGACAUCCAGAUCGGGAUGGUGUACAGGAAGGAGCGUCUGGACGUGGAGGUUAUCCGAGCCCGGGGGCUUGUGGGUAAACAAGGCAACAAGAACACUCCAGCUCCUUAUGUGAAGGUGUAUCUAAUGGAUAAUGGAAAGUGUCUGUUGAAGAGAAGAACUCGUCUGGCAAGGAAAACCCUUGACCCUCUUUAUCAGCAACAGCUGCAGUUUGAAGAAAACCCUGAGGGCAAAGUUCUACAGAUCAUCGUCUGGGGUGACUACGGUCGGAUGGACCAUAAAUCAUUCAUGGGCGCUGCCCAGAUUCUAUUGGAUGAUCUGGACCUGUCCAAUAUGGUAAUUGGCUGGUUCAAACUGUUUCCUGCCACCUCAUUAGUGGAUCCUGCGUUGGCGCCGUUGACCAAUAAGGAGACAGAAGGUAGCAAGUCUUAGCAUCAGGAGGCAUGGCUGAUUGGUCAUAGACACGUUACAGGAUGGGCCCUAAAACAAAGUCUCAGAAUCCUCUGCUGCUGCAUGCUGCAUGAUGACAUCACAGAGAUGACAAUUCAUGAUGAUGUCACUAGGACGAUGAGGAAGGUGCUAUUCCUGAUCCGCCCACUGCGGGGGGAGACACUCAACAAAGGAUGCUGGGUAAAGAAAGGAGUGGCCAUGUGACCUCCAGCUGCCAGCUAAUCACAGCAGCUCCUUGGAAGUCAUACGACUGUUAAAGACACGUCAGGAACCCACAAGAUUGAGUUAUGUGAUAGUAUUCAUGGAGACACAGGAACAUAGAGGGGGCUUCUUUAUGUUUAUGCAUGGAAUGACAAAAACAUUAGAACAUAAACUCCAUCGAAGAAAAACACCACACCAACCAGUAAAAUCAUGAAAACGUGAAAACAAAAGAACAUGAGAACCACAAACAUGACAACAUGUGAGAGCAUGAAAAUAUGUAAGACCAUGCCAGACUGUGAGAACAUGAGAAUGUUGUCUAAAACUUCAAAAUAAAGAUUCUUAAACAAUC